CUCGUGACUUGCCUCAGCUGUUUCACUUCAUUUUUACGCUCCUGUAAAUGCAGCACGAUUGAACAGUCAACAUGAUGAUCGUUUCUCUUGUGCUUUUUGCGGCGUCGGUAACUUCAGCUUUUGGCCUGUCUGAGAAAGACGAGUUUCACUUCAAGUCAUGGAUGGCACAGUACAACAAAGCGUACGACUUGAAGGAGUACUACCAAAGACUGCAGAUAUUCACAGAGAACAAGAAGAGGAUUGACAAACACAAUGAAGGAAAUCACUCCUUCACAAUGGCACUGAACCAGUUUUCAGACAUGACAUUCGGUGAAUUUCAAAAGUCCUUCCUCAUGUCUGAGCCUCAGAACUGCUCUGCCACCAAAGGGAACUACUUCAGCAGCAAUGGACCACGUCCAGACUCCAUUGACUGGAGAAACAAAGGGAAUUAUGUGACACCAGUGAAGAAUCAGGGAGGUUGUGGUAGCUGCUGGACGUUUUCCACAACUGGCUGUUUGGAGUCUGUAACUGCCAUCAACAAGGGGAAGCUUGUACCACUGUCAGAACAACAGCUGGUAGACUGUGCCCAGAAUUUCAACAACCAUGGAUGCAAUGGAGGUCUUCCCAGUCAAGCAUUUGAAUACAUCAUGUACAGCAAGGGACUGAUGACCGAGCAGGACUAUCCAUACACAGCUUUUGAAGGUGAUUGCGUGUAUAAACCAGAACUGGCCGCUGCUUUUGUGAAUAACGUGGUGAACAUAACAGCAUACAAUGAGGUGGAGAUGGUGGAUGCUGUUGGGACACACAAUCCUGUGAGCUUUGCCUUUGAGGUGACCUCUGACUUUAUGCAUUACCAACAGGGUGUGUACACCAGCACUGAAUGUCACAACACCACCGACAAAGUGAACCAUGCAGUGCUAGCUGUUGGCUAUGGACAAGAGAAUGGUAUCCCUUACUGGAUAGUAAAGAACUCGUGGGGAUCAAGCUGGGGCAUGGAAGGGUAUUUCCGCAUUGAACGUGGGAAGAACAUGUGUGGACUCGCUGCCUGUGCAUCAUUCCCAGUGGUGUGAUUUUUUUACAUGUUUGCACAUUACAAAAGGAUCAAUAAGGAAGCCAAAUAUAUAUUUUUUUUAUUAUUGGUGCAGAGUGAUUUUUUUUAUUUUUAUUUAAUCAGCGGCUUGUGUUUCUACAAAUGUGUUUUUGCAAAAGGGACCCGGUCUUCACACCCACUAAAGCGCUAUGACAGGAGAGAUCCUGAUCGCUCCUUACACUAUGAAAUGAACCUAACUGAAAUGAUCACUUAGCUGAAAGUAAUUCAAACUGCUGUAAUGAAAUUUGCAAAUAAAGUCUGUUAAAUGUG
This is a messenger RNA of Archocentrus centrarchus (flier cichlid), 1339 nucleotides long. It is a transcript of the gene ctsh, whose product is annotated as cathepsin H. Gene Ontology annotation, biological process: proteolysis. Gene Ontology annotation, molecular function: cysteine-type peptidase activity. The coding region runs from base 72 to 1049 and encodes 325 amino acids. The record is from RefSeq and is a predicted model, not a curated record. The transcript has 12 exons. NCBI's taxonomy places the organism in Eukaryota, Metazoa, Chordata, Actinopteri, Cichliformes, Cichlidae.